Messenger RNA from Athalia rosae (coleseed sawfly), 1750 nucleotides. Its product is annotated as RNA-binding region-containing protein 3. The transcript is spliced from 5 exons. Lineage: Eukaryota; Metazoa; Arthropoda; Insecta; Hymenoptera; Athaliidae. Gene Ontology annotation, biological process: mRNA splicing, via spliceosome. The record is from RefSeq and is a predicted model, not a curated record. Bases 181 to 1677 code for a protein of 498 amino acids. Gene Ontology annotation, cellular component: U12-type spliceosomal complex. Gene Ontology annotation, molecular function: U12 snRNA binding; pre-mRNA intronic binding.
ACUUCACAAUAAAUUUUAUCCACUACCCCUUCCCCGCGCGCUGUCAACACAUUUCUUGAAUGAAUUUCAUGAAUGCCGAAUGCGAUACUUCUGUCAUGAAAGAUUAAUCAAAAGUGAACCCAAACAUUAUUAAAGAAUAAAGGAACUAAAAAACGAGCGGUGAGGGGUGGUGUAUAGAAAAUGGACCAUCCGGACCAGCAGAUACAAGGGAUUUCGUGUGAUACGCUCAAGAUUCUCCAUUUGCCUCCAAAACUUUCUCACUCUGAACGCGAGAGACUUCUGAAACAGUAUGGAGCAAUUAAAGUAAAAACCAUCAACAAGUCUGAAAAAUACACAAUUACUUUUGCUAAAUUCUCAUCCAAAGAGGCAGCCAGACAAACAUUCCUGAGGCUUCAUCAAUUACAAGUUCGAGGUCAGCGACUGUCUGUUGAAUAUGCAAGAGCAAAUGUCUUAUCAGAACUGGCAGAGGAUACUACUUGCGAGCCUCAAAAUCAGAAAAAUGAACCUACCAAUGAUGAUUCCGAUGAGCCUCAUUACCGCGCAUUCUUGCAAAAGUUGAAUGGUUGGGCAUUUAGUCAAGUUUUCACACAGCCACCUCCUCCUGAUAUUCGGUACAAAUAUUCUCCACCAACCGGCAAUACUCUCUUGAGAAUAGCUAUCCAAAUGCUGGAGGAACCAGCGUUUUACUGUCAAGUACUUCAUCUGAUGAACAAAAUGAAUUUACCACCACCGUUCAAAGAGCUGGAGCCUGAAUUUCCUUUUCUCAGAGAUAUCUACGACGAAGUGAGGUACAGAGAUAUAUUUGGCAAGAUUGUCUUUGCCGAUGAAGUGAAUGAUGAUCAAUCAGAAGAACACGAAGAAUCAGAGCUGGAAACAGAUGAAGAAGCAGAAGCUAGGCCCAAAGAAUUCAUUCCAAUGAAACGAAAACGUGCACAAUCUACGAAACGUUUGAAGAUUCCAAGAUUUGUGAACCCUUCAAAACAGGCCCCUAGUAACGUUUCUUCCAGUCAAAAAUUAGUGAAGCCUGAGGAUGUGUUUGAAUCAUUACAUCGAACUGAGAGUAAAAACGUGAAGAUUGCAUUAAAAGUCGACUUAGAUUUGAAUUUGGAAAAACGAUUAGAAGCAGGUGGUUCGUUGGAUCCUCUGACAAGUUCUACUACGGUCCCUCAAGAAGAGGGUGAUGGUGGUUUUGGUUUGUUAUAUCCCACUAAAGGACCGGAUCAAAGCAAUGUUGCCGGAGAAAACGAGUCAACCAAAUCUGUGACCUCUGAGUUUAUUACUAGUGAAGAAUUGGCAGGCAAUCGAAUAUCGAUCAAUGAUCAACGUCUGCUGCCUGUAUUCAAGAAUUAUCAUCCUGGAAAACCGUCACCUCGUCUCUACAUAAAAAAUCUCUCGAAGCAAGUCGAGUUAAAAGACUUGGACUUCAUCUACAAGAAAUAUUUGGUGCCGGAUAAGAAUGACGAGAAUGACGGCUGUCGAUAUAACGUACGUUUGAUGCAAGAGGGACGGAUGAAGGGUCAAGCCUUCAUUACAUUACAAACUACUGAGUUAGCCCACAUUGCACUCGAGGAGACUAAUGGAUACAUACUCAAAGAUAAACCAAUGGUUGUUCAAUUUGCCAAAGCCUUAAGUAAAUUACAGGAAAAUCAACAAGCCUCUUCAUCAUCGAAAGGAUGAUGGUUGUGUCAGACUGAUUGCUAACUUGAUGAAAUAGUGAAUGUAAAUAAGCAAUAAAGUUCAUUUUUGUGAA